AUGGAGGAGCAAACCAACAAACCCCAUCGCAAGCCCAAGGAGAAAAAGAAGUACGAUGGCCCUAAUCCGAAGGCGUUUGCGAUCGCAAACCCGGGAAAAGGAAAGAGACAAGCUGCACGGUCUCAUGAUAUCAAAGAAAAACGGCUGCAUGUGCCCCUCGUGGACCGCCUCCCCGAGGAGGCUCCCCCGCUCGUCGUCACAGUGGUUGGGCCUCCUGGGGUCGGAAAGACAACUCUCAUCAAGUCAUUGAUCCGACGGUACACGAAACAGACUUUGAGCUCGCCGAAGGGGCCGUUGACUGUCGUCACGUCAAAGCGACGCAGGCUCACUUUCAUCGAGUGUCCGUCAGACUCGCUGGCUAGCAUGAUUGAUGUAGCGAAGAUCGCAGACAUCGUGUUGCUCAUGAUCGAUGGGAACUAUGGGUUUGAGAUGGAGACGAUGGAGUUCUUGAAUGUGCUUGCGGCGAGCGGCAUGCCGGGUAACGUGUUUGGGAUCCUCACCCAUCUCGACCUCUUCAAGAAACAGAGCACAUUGCGGACCGCCAAGAAGCGGCUGAAGCAUCGCUUCUGGAGUGAGCUUUACCAAGGCGCCAAGCUCUUCUACCUGUCUGGUGUCAUCAACGGGCGAUACCCGGACCGAGAGAUACACAACCUCUCCCGCUUCCUUUCCGUCAUGAAAAACCCCCGCCCGUUGAUUUGGCGGAAUUCACAUCCCUACUGCCUCGCAGACCGCUUCCUCGACAUCACCCCGCCUACUCAAAUCGAAGAAAAUCCGAAGUGCGACCGGACGGUAGCCCUGUAUGGGUAUCUACGCGGCACCAACUUCCCUGCGCAGGGAGCUCGUGUGCAUGUUCCGGGAGUUGGCGAUCUCACCGUAUCUGCGAUCGAAGCUCUCCCUGACCCUUGCCCGACUCCGUAUAUGGACCAACAAAUGGCCAAAGCGACGGGAAAGUCAAAACAACGAAGAUUAGGCGAGAAGCAGAAAUUACUGUUUGCGCCGAUGUCGGAUGUGGGCGGUGUCUUGGUGGAUAAGGAUGCUGUGUACAUUGAUGUUAAAACUUCAACGUUCGACAAGGACGCACAGGGCGAGAAUGAGGAACGAGGCUUGGGAGAGCAGUUGGUAAUGGGUCUACAGAAUGAACGGAAGCUGCUGGGCGAGGCAGACGAAGGAGUACGCCUCUUCCAUGGCGGCGAGACCAUUCAGAAGGAAGAUGAAGAAAAUGAUACGGGCCGAAAAGAAAAACGAAAAGUCAGAUUCAUGGACGAUGAGCAGGCCAAUGGAUUCGCUUCAGAGGAUGAACAUGAAGGGGAUGAGAGUGGAGAAGACGAUGACGAAGAUGGAGAUGGUGGUGAUGAUGAGGAUGAUGAAAACGAGAACGAAGAUGAAGACGACGACGACGAUGACGACGAUGAUGAAGGCGAGGAAGAAGAUAUACAGCCCCCAGCCGAUUUCGCCGACCGUUUCCGUGAGAAGCAGAAUGGGCACGCGAAACGCGAGGAAGGCGACAUUGUUUUCGCGGACAGUGAUUCAGAUCUCGGCUCACUCUCCCCAGUCGAGGACCAGGAACUAGAAAGUGGUCCUGAUGAGGACGAGGAUUUCGACGAGGAUGAUCUGGAUGAAGAAGAUGAUGGGGCGCUUCGCUGGAAGGAGAACAUGCUGGAAAAUGCCAAGGCCCUUUAUGGCAAGCGACCCAAAUUCCGUGUCGCCGAGUUAAGUCGAAUGCUGUAUGACGAAUCCAUAUCGCCGGCUGACGUGAUCAAACGGUGGCGAGGCGAGGAUGACGAGGACGCAGAUGAGGAGGCGCGGGAUGAAGACGGGGAGGAGGAGUUUUUCAAGAAGACCAACGUCGAGAAGGAGGACCAGUGGGAUGAUCGCGCGAUCCCGGACUUCGACUACGACGAAUUGGAAAAGAAAUGGAGCGACAACGACGCCAUCGAGGCCUUGCGUCGUCGUUUUGUUAGUGCCAAAUUAUCUGGAGGUGACGGCGACGAUGGUGCUGAUGGAGGCGAUGAUGGCUCAAACGCGGGCUCAUCUGACGAUGAGGGAGAUGGUGCAUAUGAGGACCUCGAGACUGGAGAAGUUUUCAAAGGCAAGAAUGAAAAGGACGAAAAGGACGAAAAGUCAGACAGCGAGAGUUCUGUCGACAUGGAGGCGGAGCGCGAGCGCAACGCCAGGAAGAAGGAAGAGCUCCGACUUCGCUUUGAAGAGGAAGAUCGCGAGGGUUUUGCCAACUCGAAGGACGGUUCUCGCCAACCAGGUGAGGCUACCGAGGAGCGGAAGUUCGGCGAAGACGAAUGGUACGAUGCGCAAAAGGCACAACUGCAGAAGCAACUGGACAUCAACAAGGCCGAGUUCGAGUCGCUCGAUGCUGUCUCCCGCGCGCGAGUCGAAGGAUACCGGGCUGGGACGUACGCACGCAUUGUGCUCGAAAAGGUGCCGUGCGAGUUUUCCACCAAGUUCAAUCCGCGAUUCCCGAUCAUCGUUGGCGGCCUGUCGCCGACCGAGGAACGGUUUGGCUAUGUCCAAGUGCGAAUCAAGCGGCAUCGAUGGCACAAGAAGAUCCUCAAGAGCAACGAUCCGCUCAUUUUCUCUCUGGGUUGGCGCCGCUUCCAAACGCUGCCGAUCUACAGCAUCUCCGACAACCGGGUGCGGAACCGCAUGUUGAAGUACACGCCAGAGCACAUGCACUGCUUUGCGACAUUCUACGGACCCCUUGUGGCGCCCAACACUGGUUUCUGCUGCGUCCAGUCCUUUUCGAACAAGAACCCUGGGUUCCGCAUUGCGGCGACGGGCGUGGUGCUCAGUGUGGACGAGAGCACGGAGAUCGUCAAGAAGCUGAAGUUGACUGGUUUCCCGUACAAGAUCUUCCGCAACACGGCGUUCAUCAAGGACAUGUUUAACUCGGCCCUAGAGAUCGCCAAAUUCGAAGGCGCUGCGAUCCGCACUGUGUCGGGGAUCCGGGGUCAGAUCAAGCGGGCGCUGAGCAAGCCUGAGGGCCAUUUCCGUGCGACGUUUGAAGACAAGAUUUUGAUGAGCGACAUUGUCUUCCUGCGCGCCUGGUAUCCGAUCAAACCGCACCGGUUCUACAACCCGGUCACCAACCUGCUGGACCUGGACGAGAGUGGAGCCGGCGACAGCGGCUGGCAAGGCAUGCGUCUGACGGGCGAGGUGCGGCGCGAAAAGGGAAUCCCGACGCCUGUGAAGAAGGAAUCGAUCUACCGGCCGAUCGAACGGCCGGAGCGGCACUUCAAUCCGCUGCGGGUUCCUCGCCAGCUGGCAGCGGACCUGCCCUUCAAGUCGCAGAUCACGCAGAUGCGUCCUCGCAAGCAUGAGACGUACAUGCAGAAGCGGGCGGUGGUCCUGGGCGGCGAGGAGAAGAAAGCGCGCGACCUGAUGCAGAAACUGACGACGCUGCGCAAGGAAAAGGCGGCCAAGCGGGCGGCGAAGCAGGAGGAGCGAAGGCAGGCGUACCGGAAAAAGGUGGCGGAGAGUCUGGAGAAGAAGGCGGAGCGGGAGAAGCGGGAACGAGACGAGUUCUGGCGACGAGAAGGAAAGAAGCGCAAGAAUCAGGAGGGCCAAGGAGCUCUCUCUCCGAUUCUCCGGCCGGCUGCCAGCGAAUCCGACACGCUCUCGUUCGAUUUGACCCGCCAGGCCACGCGGGUUCGUCCGCUUGGGCCUCGCUGCGGACGGUGGAGACUGCAGCCGGCUGUCAACGGGCGCUGCGCUCGUGCCAGUUUCGAUCAGCGUGCAAUUCCACAGCCUGCAGAACGCAGGACAAUCAAGGCCAUCGGACACGUUCCUUCUCGACGCGCCAUUAAUCACGAUUGCCCGAUUUCGGAGUCAUUGGGACGACAGAUCUGCAGCGUGGCCCUCAGAGCCGGUGAUGACGCCUCGCCCGGGGCCAGGCUAGUACAGCUCCUACCAAUACAGAUACGGCCUCUCUGCCAGCUGUCUGAUGGCGAGGCACUAGCCAUGAACGACUCCAACCUCAUCCAGCCCAACAAGGCACCAGGUUUGCUCCGACCGUCGCCUGCUGCCUCGUCGAGACUGCGCGACGGACGCGGAGACGGGGCGGGUCCGCCUGGUGCUGCUGGGGCUGGCGACAUCGCGAGCGCCGGACAUAGCAGUUCCCAAGACGAUCUGGUUCCACUCCCAGCCCGGACCCCGGAUGUCGAUGUUGCUGUCUCGCACGCGUCGGCACUGUCGUCGUCACCCUCCAAGCGGGAUCCUCCUCCUGCUGCGUCUCCCAAGAGGAAUCUCUCUACUUCGCAGUCCGCGUCCUUCAGCGCGAUGGACGCGAAGCCAGCCUCCUUGACUGCCGCCUCGGCGAGCGCAUUUUCGGGCGAACAGACGCCACGACGCGGAUUGAAUGACCCCGCGACUUCCGCGAUGCGCACAGCCGUUGAUUGUCCCGUUUCCCAGCCAUUGUCGCCAGAGAAGCAGAGCAAUGGCUCUGCGCCGCGUCUGGCCAACAGUCCCUCGAAGACGGCGACUGCUUCACGGCUGGAACUGGUUCCAGGACAGAAGAGAACAGCCACGGGGGAAAUCAAGCCCGCCGCGCCCAGCACCAUGUCGCAGGUCCCGGCUACAAAUGGAGCUAUCCAUGCGAGGAAGAUGAGUGCAGAUUCUAGAAUCGCAGAGCUCUCUGCCCAGCUCCGCGCUCGUCUCUCGUAUGCGGCCGCGAAAGUGGAAAAGAGUUGGCAAACACGGCAGGGAGAGGGCGACCGGCGACGUUACAACGGUUCGCCAGAAGGGACGACCGUUUCGGCGCCAGAUUCCUUUCGACACGACAGUUCGCGCGCAUCAAACCCGGUUACAUCAACUGCCCCGUCAUCCUCAUCGUACCGGCCACAGACUUCUCGUUCGAGUCUCCCACCCCCGCAGACCACGCCGCUUCACACGCAGCAGGCCCCGAAACUGGCGCCGCCUGCCGACAUUGUAGCGAGCGGGGGGAGCAGCGCGCGUCGACGUCCUAAUCCAAAUGCAACGGAUGCCACUACUGAGUACAACCCUUACCCUCGCCAUCGCCGUCACUACUCGGAACAGCAGGCGCGUGCAUCCCGGCCCGACACCACCGCAAUUCCAGGCACACCCCCUUCCUCCCUCCCGGCGUCUACACCCAGCGCCAUGGGCAAUCUGCCUACGAUCAAGCACCGCACACCAUCCCAGAAUGCGCUGAUGGAACAGGAUGCGAUCGAGACCUUGCUCUUCAUGUCCAGUCCGGAGAAUUCAGGCUAUCAUUCGAGUUCCCAAUCGCGACAGACGAACGUCAGCAUGAGCAUCGAAGCGCAGAUGGGAUCUACGCAGAGCUCGCAGAGCAGUAAUGCUUCGAAUGGAUCGCAUGCACAGCUGACGCAGAAGGGCGGGUUCGUCGGGAAUGCACCAGUCUCUAGCGGGCAGCCGAUCGGGCCUGAGGCUCAGGCGGGAGACGAGAUUGAUCGGAUGUUGAACCAGAUGAGAAGAGCCAGCGAGGGGGAGACGCGAUUGAGCUCGUAUGAUUACAGCAUUGACAGUUGGAAGCAUUAA
Molecule: messenger RNA, 5526 nt
Organism: Rasamsonia emersonii CBS 393.64
Lineage: Eukaryota; Fungi; Ascomycota; Eurotiomycetes; Eurotiales; Trichocomaceae
Product: Ribosome biogenesis protein (Bms1)
Exons: 6
Coding region: 1-5526 (1841 amino acids)
Biological process (GO): ribosome biogenesis; maturation of SSU-rRNA from tricistronic rRNA transcript (SSU-rRNA, 5.8S rRNA, LSU-rRNA); endonucleolytic cleavage of tricistronic rRNA transcript (SSU-rRNA, 5.8S rRNA, LSU-rRNA)
Cellular component (GO): nucleus; 90S preribosome
Molecular function (GO): GTPase activity; U3 snoRNA binding; GTP binding
Source: RefSeq, a predicted model, not a curated record